AUGCAAGAUUUCCAACUUCCUAACUGCGCCAGCAAAUAUAAGUUUAUUAAGCCUAUUGGACAUGGCGCUUUUGCAGUUGUUGCCUUAGCGCAAGACACAAAGACAGGAAACUUUGUUGCCAUCAAACUUUUCAACCGCAAAAAGGUUAUGGAACAAGAUAUGAUGCAAUAUCUAGAGUCUGAAAUUAGAAUAAUUUCUAGAAUCCAUCAUCCAGCAUUCCCUGAGAUUUAUGAAAUUCUCUAUGAACCGGAAUGGAUCAUGGUUGUUAUGGAGUAUUUGUGCAAUGGAAAUGUUAUUGAAUUAAUCCAAGAAAACGUUUUCUUUACAUACGAUGAAAAAAUCGCAAUUGUAAAGAGAAUUGCUGAAGGUCUUGAAUAUCUUCAUAAGAGAGGCAUUGCACAUAGAGAUAUUAAGUCAGAGAAUAUCGUAUUCGAUGGCAACUUUAAUCCAAAGAUCAUUGACUUUGGCUUAUGCAAGGAGAAUCCAAAUAAUCUUGAAACAUACUGCGGAACAAUGAACUACAUGGCUCCAGAGGUUAUCAAGACCUGCAACUAUAAUGGAAAGAAGGCUGAUAUCUGGUCUUUCGCCAUCACAGCUCAUGUUAUCAUGACAUCCCAAAUGCCAAUUAACUACAUGAGUGAGGCCAAGUUUGUUCAUGAUGUUAAAAAAGGAAAAAUGACCUUAAAGAACUAUUGCAUCGGAGAAAUGCGUACUUUAAUUGAUGACUGCUUAAUGCAAGAUCCAGCUAAGAGACCAUCCGCUUUCCAAGUUGUUUUGAAGUUAUCCCAGAUGUUAAAUAUCAACAAGGAAGAUGCUAUAGCUAGUGAAAAAGUUGUUUUACCAAAACUUUUGUCUGAAAAAAAGUUUAUCGCCAGAUGCAAGACAAAGAAGUUUGGUGCAAUGCUUAACAAGAACUUCAAUAUCCCACAUGUUAUGAAACUCACUCCAAAUGUUAACUUUAGAAGAGUCUCUUCUUUUUGA
Molecule: messenger RNA, 981 nt
Organism: Trichomonas vaginalis G3
Lineage: Eukaryota; Parabasalia; Trichomonadida; Trichomonadidae
Product: protein serine/threonine kinase protein
Exons: 1
Coding region: 1-981 (326 amino acids)
Biological process (GO): protein phosphorylation
Molecular function (GO): ATP binding; protein kinase activity
Source: RefSeq, a predicted model, not a curated record